Messenger RNA from Setaria italica (foxtail millet), 1164 nucleotides. Its product is annotated as tuliposide A-converting enzyme 1, chloroplastic. The transcript has a single exon. The coding region runs from base 128 to 1096 and encodes 322 amino acids. Gene Ontology annotation, molecular function: hydrolase activity. NCBI's taxonomy places the organism in Eukaryota, Viridiplantae, Streptophyta, Magnoliopsida, Poales, Poaceae. The record is from RefSeq and is a predicted model, not a curated record.
AGACAUCAGAUCGCACCAAGGGUCCAGUACACAGCGGGGUGUGGGCAUUGGUUCAUUCUCCACCAUGACACAGAGCAGCUAAGCUUAGCAAGUUACUGAGUUAGCAGUUGAGCAAAGCAUACGCCCAAUGGACCCCGACAACGAGGUGCAACACGACUUCCACCCCUUCGUCCGGCAGUACAAGAGCGGCCGCGUCGUUCGCUUCGUCGCCGCCAACCCCGUCCCCGCCGGCACCGACACCGGCGUGUCCUCCAGGAACGUCGUCAUGAACCCGAGCUCCAGCCUCUGGGCUCGCCUCUACCUCCCGCCGCUCCCCGCCGGGAGCCGCGACAGGCUCCCCGUCAUCGUCUACUACGAUGGCGGCGCCUUCGUCACCGGGUCCACGGCGGACCAGCCCACGCACGAGUACCUCAACAGCCUCGCGGCAGGCGCGAACGCCCUCAUCGUCUCCACCGAGUACCGCCGCGCGCCGGAGCACCCGCUUCCGGCGGCGUACGAGUACUCGUGGGAGGGCCUCGAGUGGGUGGCGUCCCACGCCACGGGCGACGGCGGCGGCGCCGAGGCCGAGCCCUGGCUCGCCGAGCACGGAGACAUGUCGCGCGUGUUCCUUGCGGGGUCCAGCGCCGGCGGCAACAUCGCGCACCACAUGGCCGCGCGCGCCGGCGAGCACGGCCUCGGCGUGCCCAUCAGAGGGCUGCUGGUGAUCCACCCCUACUUCAUCGGCGAGGCGCCCGUCGGCCCGGAAGCGGCGGACCCGGCGCUCAAGGCUUGGGCCGACGCGUUCUGGCGGUUCGUGUGCCCCGGCGCGGCGGGGCCGGACCACCCGCUGGGCAACCCGUUCUCGGAGGCCGCGGGCCGGGGCGCGGCGCGCGUCGCCGCCGAGCUCGUGCUCGUCUGCGUCGCGGAGGAGGACGUGCUCCGCGCCAGGGGCCUCUGGUACUACGAGAGCCUCGGGGCGAGCGCCUACCCCGGCGAGGUGGAGCUGCACAAGUCCGCGGGCGAGGGGCACGUCUUCCAUUACAGCAACCCGGGGGGCGAGCAGGCGCGGGCGCUACAGGCGCGCGUGCUACGUUUCCUCCGUGCUGAACGUGUGUGAGUUAGUAAGGGCGUGCUUGGUUUCUUUGAUGGUUACUGUGUCUCCUUGCUAAGCGGCUAAGCCAGGUU